GAAUUUCACGAACAUCCCACGUUCCUCUGCUCCUCUGCUCCUCUGCUCCUCGCAAAUGGUCGCGGUAGUCCGACAGGCCGCCACAGCCUCGAUAUAAAUACCAGCCUUAGCAUCCACCGAGCCGGUCUCGGGGCGAAGCGCAGUAUGGCCCCCGGUCUUCCCGCCGAGGAGAGCAAGCUCAACUACGCGGCACACAUCAGAUACUGGCGGCGCAAUUUGAAGACGUUCCUGCCGCACCACUACACUGGCAAUGACUCCAACCGCAUGAUGCUUGCUCUUUUUAUUCUGUCCGCUCUGGAUAUACUCGGUGACCUGCAGGGAGCACUCUCAGCCGAAGAACGCCAAGGCUACAUAGACUGGGUCUAUCAUUGCCAACUCCCAGAGGGCGGUUUCCGACCUUCUCCUGCAACAGAUUUCGGGCCUGCUCGGAAUGACGAAAACAAAGUCUGGGAUCCAGCUCAUGUGCCGGCUACUUUCUUUGCUCUCCUUAUACUCACCAUCCUCGGCGACGACCUGGAACGGGUGAAGAGAAGGGCGAUAUUGGCCUGGUUGCGCACAGUGCAAAGACCGGAUGGAAGUUUCGGAGAAACGGUGGGGGAGGGGGGCCGGGUGGAAGGGGGCAAUGACUCCAGAUUCGGUUACAUGGCCACCGCCAUCCGGUGGAUCCUUCGGGGUAACAUUGAAGGGCCAUUGGGCAGGGUGCCUGAUAUUGAUGUCGACAACUUCAUCGAUUGCAUACGGAAGGCCGAAACCUAUGAUGGCGGCUUAUCCGAAUCGCCUUAUCAUGAAGGGCAUGCCGGAUUUGCCUGCUGCGCCGUCCAUGCUCUGUCAUUCCUUGACCGUCUACCGGUCGACAAACCUGAUGGGCGCUUACGCGGCAUCACGAACUUGCCGUUGACUCUGCACUGGCUAGCGUCAAGGCAAACCCUUACGCUCGAUGAUGAGGACUCGAUUGACACAUUGGGAGACGAGAGCGACUCAGCAGCCACGUGUCACGACGCACAUUCUUUUCUCAAGCUAGGCAGCUAUCCGUCUUCAGCUGGGGAGCAGUCGUUCAAGGAUCAGCCUACAUCACAUUUCGAGCUCCAAUGGGUGGGGGUGAACGGCAGACCGAACAAGAUAGGGGAUACAUGCUAUAGCUACUGGGCGUGUGCUCCACUCAAAGUCCUUGGUUACCUCGACAUCGUUGAUGGCAAGCCAAUUCGACGAUGGCUACUUGACAGGAUGCAGCACCUGGUAGGAGGAUUUGGAAAGCUACCUGGAGACCAUCCCGACAUAUAUCACUCAUUCCUCGGCCUGGUAGUUCUAUCCAUCUUCGGGGAAACCGGGCUGCAAGACGUUGACGCCGCGCUCUGCAUCACCAAUCGAGCGAAACGACAGCUUGAAUCACUACCCUGGAGAAGGAAGAUCCUUGGUCUCGACGGCGUUCAGAAUAGUGAUUGGGCUCAAGAUGGUGGCAUAGCCUCAGUAGCAGGUUAUGCCUCGAUCAGUGGGGGUUAACAAGACGGAUGAUUAUAUAAAUUAUAGAUAUGUUGUAUGUACCAUGGUACGACUGAAUAAACGUAGAUACGAUACCCAGG
Molecule: messenger RNA, 1580 nt
Organism: Trematosphaeria pertusa
Lineage: Eukaryota; Fungi; Ascomycota; Dothideomycetes; Pleosporales; Trematosphaeriaceae
Product: putative geranylgeranyl transferase beta subunit
Exons: 1
Coding region: 145-1500 (451 amino acids)
Biological process (GO): protein geranylgeranylation
Cellular component (GO): CAAX-protein geranylgeranyltransferase complex
Molecular function (GO): CAAX-protein geranylgeranyltransferase activity
Source: RefSeq, a predicted model, not a curated record